AUGGGGGUUUGGGAGGAUAGCGGUGACAUGGAUAGUAUGUGGGAUAGGGCUGUGGGAUGCAUCAAAGAAUCUGCUAAAGAAGUGUUGGGUGUCUCGAGGGGUUGGUCGGGCCGUUAUCGAGGGGAUUGGUGGUGGAAUGAAGAUGUUAAGAAGAAGGUGGAGACAAAGAAGACGGCUUAUGUUAAGUUGGUGGAGAGUAGGGAUGAAGAGGAGAAACGGGUCAGCGAGGCUAUUCGCAAGAUGCGAAGGGGCAGGGCGACGGGGCUCGACGAGAUUCUGGUGGAUUUUUGGAAGUUUUCUAGCGUGGCUGGGUUAAGGUGGCUGACCAACCUGUUUAACAAUAUUUUCAAGUCCGUGAAGAUGCCUGAGGCGUAG
Capsicum annuum is the source of this 375-nucleotide messenger RNA. RefSeq lists its product as uncharacterized. Lineage: Eukaryota; Viridiplantae; Streptophyta; Magnoliopsida; Solanales; Solanaceae. The record is from RefSeq and is a predicted model, not a curated record. The transcript is spliced from 2 exons. Bases 1 to 375 code for a protein of 124 amino acids.